AAAUUAGCCCUCCCAGGAUAAUACUAUUGCAGUCCUUUCCGUUUGGAUAGCACUGGGUACUCAUGCAGAACCUGUCUGGCUGAUUGAUAAAAUCCAUGGCUACAAUAGAUCAAGAGUUAAGAUUGAAAAAAAAAUGAUUAAAGUAAGCCAUUUUGGGUUCUCCCUCUUCAUAUGAAAACACCUAUCUAGUCCCCGCUUUCCUUGCAUUCUUUCAAGAUAUAUUUUUAAAUACCCCAUUGUUUGAUUGUGUGAAGCAGUAGAGAUAUUGUAUAACCCUUCAUUUGUAUUACUUUAGAAAACUUUUCUUUAAAAUCAGAGAGAGAACAGGCGGCAUUUCGCUCAGCAAAAGUUGUAUACAUGUAUUUGUAAACUUUUUUGUCAGAAGUCACCCCCGAUCCCGACGAACUUUUUGGUUAUUUCUUCAGAAUGGACCAAGAGAGGGCGUUCUUUAUGCAAUAGCAUCAGCUAGCUUUUUCUUACACUGUCUUUAGCUUUGCUCGCAACGAGUUGCGGAACUAGUUACAUCGGUACAGGUUGGAAUUGAAGUCGUCGAGGGUAGGCCUAAGUCAUUCAAAUAGUUUUAACGGUUUGCUUCGGGUGGUUGGACAAGCUGGAAACUUAGAGCUCUUCUCUUUUAGAUUUGUAGCACCAUUACCUGAAUAUGGAGGCAUUACGGGCAAUAGGAAGAAGUGGGGGUUGCAUACUGUCAAGAACUCUCAGUGCAUCACUGAAGAGGAGGCAGACUGGUGCCGCUCCGCCGUUGCUCUUACAACAGAAGCGCCGCUUUGCAGAGUCAGGAAACUUUGUCCAGGUUGAACGAGAUAAUGUCCAUGAAGCUAUUGCCAUUGUGAAGAUGAACAAGAAACCAGUGAACAGCAUGAGCAAAGACUUCAUGACGGAGAUGAACAUCACGUUAGAAAAAUUGGAAAACGACACCACCUGCCGUGGAGUUAUUCUCACAUCAGCCAACCCUGGUAUUUUCUCGGCUGGUCUGGACAUCACAGAGAUGUACCAGAGGUCAAGCGACUUCACCAACGCCUUCUGGAGGUCACUACAGGAUUUCUGGAUGAGGCUGUAUGGAUCCAAUUUAGCAACUGUGGCUGCCGUAAACGGCCAUUCUCCUGCUGGUGGGUGUCUGAUGGCAAUGAGUUGUGAUUACAGGAUCAUGGCAGAAGGCAAGUUCACCAUGGGUCUGAAUGAAGUUCUCCUGGGUAUAAUUGCUCCCUUCUGGUUCCAAGAUUUGCUAGUAAGAACCUGUGGCGAGAGACAAGCAGAGAUGGCAUUACAACUAGGCACGCUCUUCAAACCAGAGGAAGCGUUGAAGAUUGGCAUGGUGGAUGAGAUUGUACCACUGGACGAUGUCGUCAGCCAGGCUCGGGAACAACUAAUCAAAUGGCUCAAACUACCAGAUCACGCAAGGGUCAUCACCAAGGGGAUGUGCCGGGGGCCCCUCUUAGAGAAACUACGGGCCAAGCAGGAAGAAGACAUAGCCUACUUCAGUCAAUUCAUCAACAAAGAGGCCAUCCAAAAGUCCCUCGGGAGGUACUUGGAGAGCUUGAAGAAGAAGUAGAUUCGACACAAAGACCUGUCCCCUUGCACUUUUUUGCGACCCUGGAGAAAUUUUAUGACCAAUUCUGUGUCCUGCCUUCAGAAUGAUUGCAUGUCCACAUUGGUGGGAAACAUUUAUAUCUUGAUGACUGUGUGUGAAAAUCGGAUGCACUUUAUUGCUAACCAUUGGUAGCAGUCCUGAUACUUUUUGAAGAAAAUUUUGGCUGUCAGGAUAUUCCAAACUAGAGAAUAAGAACAUCGAAGUCUGCUCUUUUCACAUGCAAUGGCUCACAGAUGUUGCCUUGGUAACCAGCAGACUUUAUUUCUCUUUAUAGACCUUUUUCACCCAUGUGACUGGAUAGCGCUAAAUGUAAACAAUACCACCACGUACCGCCUUGGCCACGGUGAUCCCAUAUGUUCCUACUGGCAGCUUCAAUCACGUACAAGCACACGUGCAAACGCUGCAUGCUUGACCAGUUUAUCUUAAAUAAGUAGAUUACCAUCACAGCAUUGUGUUCUCGUUACUGUCACAACACAUUGCGGUCCAGCACGAUUGUGACAUCACAUGAAACAGGUCCAUAGAACACCUCUUGCUGGUUCUAUAUCUGGAUUGGAUGAGAUAUGGUCACGUGUGGUUCACCGAUAUCGGCUAGUACAUGAACUUUGUAUCAGUGUGAAUUGGACACAUGCCAAGACAUAGCGUUGGUUUGAAUUCCAUUUUGACUGGUUACAGGUGCCUCGCAUGACAAGCGUAGUGAACAGAAACUCAAAAACUGAAUUGCCUGUUGAAUGGACCGAUCCAGCAAGCCCCGCCCACUGCGCACGUGGGUGUUCAGCGCAUGCUCUUCUCGCAAUGCAGCUCUACAUUUUCCAGCUGCGUGCGUAAGCAUAUGUCGGACUUUUUUGCACGCAUGUCGGACAUAAAUCACAGCUGUGAUUGGUCAGAACAUAAUCAGGCAGGGCAUAGCCACUUAACGUCGGAUUUUCUCACCAGAAAAGGCUGCUUGGGACAUUUUGUAACCCCCAUAUUCUUCAACGUUGCAAUUGCCCUUUGACCUAACAAAGCACCACGUGUUAAUAAGUUUGUGGAAAUGAAAAAUUUCUUAAAAGAGUGUGCUCAUUCUCCGUGGAACAAAUAAGGAAAAUUAUGUGUGUUGACACGUCAUCGGGUGUCAAGUGGUUAAUGGAUUGGUCUAUUGAUGAUUAUUUGUAUAAUUGAACUACAACAGUUCAGUUACAAAACCCUGAAAAGUUUCCUACAUCUGUUAUACGUUUGAGACAGAGGUAUGUUAUAAAACAUAAAUGGACUGGACUGGCUUUCAUCCCCGGGAAAUAUAAUCCUCUUCUUGUCUCAUAGUUCCUUGAUGGGUAGACAUGUACUAGUGACCCCUAUUGUCAGGCCACCUGUGAGUACUAGAACACCAGUUUGUUUAUUAGAACAAAACCAACAAAGGGUUGCUUUGUAAAAGAAUCAUUCAGUCAAGAAUAAAUACCACGUAAUUGAAUGCACAUUUGGUAGCCUUGAUAACAGUCAAUUGACAACUUAAUCAUUUAUUUCAUUAAACAGGUUCAACACCUGAGCCCCACUUAAAUGAUUACUCAACUGUUUAAUUCACAAAUAACUUGCAGUUGGUAAAACAAGUGAAGGCCAUUAAUUGGUGCAACUUCCAGCAUCAAUUGUCAGUUUUUAUGUGCCCAGAUAUUUUUUUUUACUUGUUCCAAUUUCUGGCUUUUCACCUUGUCGAGUUUGUCAAUCAUUUCCCGCUUUGCCGUCAACUUUUGGUUGAAAAAUGGUCAUGCAUUUUUAAAAUGUCUUCGUGUUUGCUUGGAUGUCAUUCCUCCUGAUAAGCCCAUUUUAUUCUCUCUGUCUAGUACUUCCAACGGCGAAUCCUCCUUAGAAAUGCCUACUCUGUGAUUAGUUGAACCAUUUUUGACUUUGAAGAUUAACCGAAAGAUUUCUAUUAACAUUUUGAAAAAUUAAUGUUUGUAAAUAGAAAUAUGUUGAGAGAUUCAUAACAACAUUGCAUAAAUCUGCCAGCUUUCACCUUUGUGUGCCACAGAUGGCAUCAAUUAUACACUGUAGUUGGAUAAAGACACAGAAAGCGAUGUAAACGUGAAUAAAAUUUGUUCCAUUUGGUGUGCUCAUUUUGUCAUACUA
This is a messenger RNA of Acanthaster planci (crown-of-thorns starfish), 3706 nucleotides long. RefSeq names its product enoyl-CoA delta isomerase 1, mitochondrial-like. Gene Ontology annotation, molecular function: delta(3)-delta(2)-enoyl-CoA isomerase activity. Gene Ontology annotation, cellular component: mitochondrion. NCBI's taxonomy places the organism in Eukaryota, Metazoa, Echinodermata, Asteroidea, Valvatida, Acanthasteridae. Gene Ontology annotation, biological process: fatty acid beta-oxidation. The record is from RefSeq and is a predicted model, not a curated record.